AUGAAGUUUUUCACCUCCUGGCUCAUGGCAAGCGCCAUUUCCACGGUUGCUGCGCGGCCGUGGCCGAGAGCUGUAAACACUACAAGCACUUACUUCUUUACAUUUGGCAAUUCAUACACGCAGACCGGUUUCAGCACCACUGGAGAACAGCCCUCUCCUUCGAAUCCCAUGGGAAACCCCGCCUUGGGAACUGGCACCACCACCGGGGGUGAGAACUGGGUUGGAUAUCUGACAACGGCGGAGAAUGCGUCCCUUGUCCUCUCCUAUAAUCUGGCAGUGGGCGGUGCGAGCAUUGAUAAUUCGCUUGUUCAAGGAUCCACAGACGUGGACCUUGCUUCCCAGGUCGAUAUCUUCGAUGAAACCUACAGCAACAAGCCGGCUUCUGCGCCUUGGUCGGCGGAGAAUUCCGUUUUCGGGUUCUGGAUUGGAAUCAAUGACAUCGGCAAUGCAUUCUAUAACACCGAUGCCGACACAUUCACACCGACGUUGAUCGCACGGCUUGCUUCUCUAGUGGAGCGAAUCUACAGUGCUGGAGGUCGCAAAUUCCUUUUCCUCAAUGUGCCUCCUACGAGCCGAAGCCCCAUGUUCAUUGAUCAGGGCGAGGCCACUGUUGAGCAGCAUGCGGCUUAUUUGGCCGUUUAUAAUAAGAAUCUUGAGUCAAUGGUGGAGGAGUUCAAAACCAACCAUACAGACGUUACUGUCGCAUUCUACGAUUCUUGGUCUUUCAUGACAAAGAUCCUUGAUAGCCCCACAGACUACGGUUUCCCGGAUGCUACUUGCAUCAAUGACGACGGUUCCUCCUGUAUCUGGUGGAAUGACUACCAUCCUUCUGCUAAAUAUCAGCAGCUCCAAGCGGAGGAUAUGAAGGAGGUCCUGCAACCUCUGGGGGCAUGGUAG
Molecule: messenger RNA, 897 nt
Organism: Aspergillus bombycis
Lineage: Eukaryota; Fungi; Ascomycota; Eurotiomycetes; Eurotiales; Aspergillaceae
Product: putative cellulose-binding GDSL lipase/acylhydrolase
Exons: 5
Coding region: 1-897 (298 amino acids)
Molecular function (GO): hydrolase activity, acting on ester bonds
Source: RefSeq, a predicted model, not a curated record